AUGCCUUCAAGUGAUUAUGUUGUUCCCUAUGGUUUUGAUUUUGGAAGUUACAUGACACAGGCUGGAAAUACCGAUCACUACAAUUCUUCAGCAGAUUUUCGAACAAUCAUGGGAUUUCCAAAGGAAAAACCAAUCAUGGCCUUAUUAUUGGAUUCGGAGAGAAAUUAUGGAUCAAGUAGAAUGAAGGAAGGCUGGAUUGGAGAUGAAGUAUUUUGGAAGAGUGGAAUUGCUCGUUUGGAAUAUCCUAUUCGGAGAGGAAUUGUUAAGGAUUGGAAUUUAUUUGAGUUGUUUCUAGAGUUUGCCUUUUCGAAUGCUUGUAGAAUAUCGAGUGCUGAACAUCCAAUAAUUGUUACUGAUUCUCCUUUUGUCAGAUCGAAAAUGACUGAAUUGAUGUUUGAGAGAUUUAAUGUUCCUGCUUUUGCAAUGAUCAAUUGUGCAAUGGCCAGUUGUAUGCAUUAUGGAAGAACAACUGGAACAAUUGUAACUUCUGGAGAGGGAAAAACUUUCGUACAAUCAUUUUAUGAAGGCUAUUUGUUGAAGGAAUCUAUUGUAAAGAUGGAAGUUGGAGGUUGGGAUAUUACUGAAAAUCUUCAAAGAAUGCUCAAUCAAAAAGGACAUUCUUUCAAGACUUCAAGUGACUUUGAAGUUGUGAGAUUGAUUAAGGAAAAGCUAUCCUUUUUAAAGAUGAGUGAAGCUGAAAUGAUGGUAGAGAAAGAAUAUGAGCUACCAGAUGGAAAUAUUAUCAAUUUGGGAGAGGAAUUGCACGAAUGUGUCGAGCCAUUAUUUAACCCACAUUUGGCUGGACUUGAUUGUUUGGGCGUUCAUGAGCUUGUUACCAAAUCAAUUCAAGAUUGUACUAUUGAUGUGAGGAUGGAUCUGUAUAGAAAUAUAUUACCUGCUGGCGGUAAUACAAUGAUUUCUAAUUUUACUGGUCGAUUGAAAUGUGAAGUUGAAGCAUUGGCUCCACCUAAUGCCAAAGUCAAAGUUAUAGAUGAUGCAUCGAGAAAGUAUUCGGCUUGGAAUGGAAUGGCAACUCUUUCUAACAUGUCAAGCUUUCAAGAUAAGUGGUACACAAAAGAAUACUAUGAGGAGAAUGGGUCGUCUUCUUUACUGAGGAGUUGUGUUAAUUUUUCUGGGUAG
Naegleria gruberi is the source of this 1140-nucleotide messenger RNA. RefSeq lists its product as uncharacterized. Bases 1 to 1140 code for a protein of 379 amino acids. NCBI's taxonomy places the organism in Eukaryota, Heterolobosea, Eutetramitea, Acrasida, Naegleriidae. The record is from RefSeq and is a predicted model, not a curated record. The transcript is spliced from 2 exons.